This is a messenger RNA of Anthonomus grandis grandis, 5661 nucleotides long. RefSeq names its product calcium-dependent secretion activator (gene Cadps). NCBI's taxonomy places the organism in Eukaryota, Metazoa, Arthropoda, Insecta, Coleoptera, Curculionidae. Bases 196 to 4518 code for a protein of 1440 amino acids. The record is from RefSeq and is a predicted model, not a curated record. The transcript has 26 exons. Gene Ontology annotation, biological process: synaptic vesicle exocytosis; dense core granule exocytosis.
CGACGCCACGGACGCCACCAUUGAUCCCCCCAGUUUUCGUCAGUCUUUCAAAUUGCGCUCUCUUCUUCCAUUUACUUUUUUACACUGAAGACAAUACUUGUGGCUUUAUUAGAAUAGUAUUAUAUUUGUAAUAUAGGGCGACUAGAAAAGGAUGAGUAAUUAUAAGACGAAACGUUUAAAACGAGAUAAAAGAAGAUGAUAGAUCCAUCUUCAUCCGAAGAAGACAGUGAUGAAGAACAUGGAUCAGGUCAUCAUGUGGGACACCAUCCACCCGCACAUCAUCCUCAUCACCAAACGCAUCAACACCCGGCGGAAGUAUCACCAUAUCAUUCUCACGGAUCCGAUGGUAGUGGAGUAUUAGAAAUUCCCAAUAAUGCUGCUGCCUUGCAGCGAUCUUUAUCACCAAGCAGUGCCGUCUCGGUGGAAACUCAUAGUAUUGGGUCUUCCUCGCGAGCAAACUCUCUUCCUCGACCAACGAGCCCUUCUCCGUCGGUCGCUUCGGAAAAAACGGAAAUCGACAUCCAGGAGAAGCAGGAGCGAGAGGAGGAGGAAAGGAAGAGAAGAAUACAGCUUUACGUUUUUGUAUCUCGAUGUAUAGCUUAUCCUUUUAAUGCUAAACAACCCACAGAUAUGACUAGGCGUCAACAUAAGGUUACCCGGCAUCAGCUUGAUGCCAUUGUAAAUAGAUUCCAGAGUUUUUUAAAAGGUGAAACUCAAAUAAUGGCAGACGAAGCCUUUCACAACGCCGUACAAAAUUACUACGACGUCUUUUUGAAAUCGGAAAGAGUCGCCAAAAUGGUGCAGCUAGGCGCUUGGACCCAAUAUGACUUUAGGGAAGUUUUUCGCAGUAAUAUCGAGAAAAGAGUCAGAUCUCUACCAGAAAUGGAAGGAUUAAGUAAGGAAACCGUUUUUACUUCAUGGAUGGCCAAAUUCGAUUGCAUCCUAAAAGUACAAGAUGAUGAAAAUAAAAGGCCAAGAGCACAAGCAAUUAACUCCGAACUAAUACUGUCCAAAGAACAAUUAUACGACAUGUUCCAACAAAUACUAGGAGUCAAGAAGUUUGAGCAUCAACUUCUUUAUAAUGCCUUAAUGCUUGAUUCGGCAGAUGAACAAGCAGCAGCCAUUAGAAGAGAAUUAGAUGGGAGAAUGCAGAAGGUUUCGGAGAUGGAAAAGAACCGUAAACUCUUGCCAAAAUUUGUACUUAAAGAAAUGGAAUCGCUAUAUAUCGAAGAACUUAAAUCUGCCAUUAAUUUACUUAUGACAAAUUUGGAAUCGCUUCCAGUAUCAAAAGGAUCGAUGGAUUCUAAAUAUGGGCUCCAAAAAUUGAAACGCUAUAAUCACAGGUUGCAUAACCAUAAUAAUCCAUAUAAUGUGAAGCAUCUUUUGAUGAACUAUGUUACUUCUUUUAGAUCGCAAGGGUCUUUAGCGAAAUUGGAAGGAGAUUCCGCAGACAGCGAUACCACGCUAACUAAAAUGGAUGUUGUACUUACCUUCCAAUUAGAGGUAAUUGUUAUGGAAGUACGAGGUUUAAAAUCGUUACAACCAAACAGAAUCGUUUAUUGCACGAUGGAAGUAGAAAACGGUGAAAAAUUACAAACCGAUCAAGCAGAAGCUUCGAAACCUAUGUGGGACACCCAAGGCGACUUCUGUACAACACACCCUUUGCCCAUCGUCAAAAUAAAGUUAUUCACCGAAAACCCUGGGAUGCUUGCCUUAGAAGAUAAGGAACUUGGGAAGGUUAUCCUGAAACCCACUCCACUCUCUUCAAAAGCACCGGAGUGGCACAAAAUGACUGUCCCAAAAAACCUUCCCGACCAAGAUCUACGGAUUAAAGUGGCAUGUAGAAUGGAUAAGCCGUUGAACAUGAAACACUGCGGUUACUUGUACGCCUUGGGCAAAAGCGUUUGGAAGAAAUGGAAGAAACGUUACUACGUACUCGUUCAAGUCUCCCAAUACACCUUUGCGAUGUGCAGUUACAAAGAGAAGAAAUCCGAACCAUCUGAGAUGAUGCAGCUGGAUGGUUAUACGGUCGAUUAUAUUGAAGCUUCCAGUGCAACAUUGAUGGUUGGAACGGGUAAGCAUUUGGAAGGUGGUAGAUACUUUUUCAAUGCUGUAAAAGAAGGAGAUAGCAUCGUUUACGCAAGUGAUGAUGAAAACGAGUGUCAUUUAUGGGUCAUGGCGAUGUAUCGUGCAACGGGGCAGUCACACAAGCCCACUCCCCCUGUUACCCUGCAAGACAAGAAUUCCACAAUUUCAAAAAUACAAGGAGAUGCUGAUAGGGCCAGGAAACAUGGAAUGGAAGACUUCAUAUCAGCGGAUCCGUGCCACUUCGACCACGCCUCUUUGUUUAAGACUUUGCAAAACUUAACACUUGAUUACAGACUGGCCGAUAUGUAUUGUUCGCUGGGUUGGUUCAGUCCUGGUCAAGUGUUCGUUUUAGAUGAGUACUGUGCUCGGUACGGGGUCAGAGGAUGCUACAGACAUUUGACCUAUUUAUCUGAUCUUCUUGAUCGUGCUGACAAGAACCAUAUGAUCGAUCCUACGUUAAUUCAUUACAGUUUUGCUUUUUGUGCCAGCCACGUACACGGAAAUAGUAUUGACUCUAGACCAGACGGAGUCGGCAGCGUCACGCACGAAGAAAAGGAGAGGUUCCAGGACGUAAAGGAAAGGUUGCGAGUUCUAUUAGAACACCAAAUAACGAACUUCAGGUACACAUUUCCCUUUGGGAGGCCUGAGGGGGGUCUCAAAGCAACAAUUUCACUGUUGGAGCGGGUACUAAUGAAAGACAUCGCAACCCCAGUGGCUCCGGAGGAGGUCAGAGGGGUGAUUAAGAAAUGUUUGGAGACAGCCGCAUUGGUGAACUAUACGAAACUUUCAUCUGAGGCUAAAAUUGAAGAGGAUCUACGAGGAGAUGCAAUGGUCUCACCCAACAAGAAACUUGAUGACCUAAUCCACCUUGCAGAACUUUGCGUCGAUUUAUUGCAGCAAAAUGAAGAGCAUUAUGCAGAGCAACUGCGUAAGGGUGAGAAGGCAUGCGUGCAGGGGGGCGCCGUUCAGCAGCCAGAUGAAAAGGGGCCUUCGCAGGGCUCCGCUGCUGCUACCCCCAGUCGCCUCGCCAAGCAGCACUCAAACUCAAAUUCUGUGUCUCGCUAUUGCAUGCCUCCGCAUGCCACCUCCACUUACACCCCACCAGAUCCCACGGCUUUUGCAUGGUUUAGUGACCUCUUGGUUGAACAUGCCGAAAUAUUUUGGUCACUGUUUGCCGUUGACAUGGAUCGAGUGCUGGCCGAGCAACCUGCUGACACGUGGGAUUCAUUUCCAUUGUUUCAAAUCUUGAACGAUUACCUUAGGGCUGACGAUAAUUUGAAAAAUGGCCGAUUCCAUCAACAUCUUCGAGAUACUUUUGCCCCAUUGGUUGUCCGUUACGUUGAUCUUAUGGAGUCAUCAAUUGCGCAAUCGAUACAUAAAGGCUUCGAGAAAGAAAGAUGGGAAAUUAAAGGCAAUGGUUGUGCCACCUCAGAAGAUCUAUUCUGGAAACUGGAUGCAUUGCAAUCCUUCAUCAGAGACUUGCAUUGGCCAGAUACCGAGUUCAGGCAACAUCUAGAACAGAGACUUAAAUUAAUGGCUUGUGAUAUGAUCGAGUCUUGUAUCCAGAGGACUGAGACUUCUUUUCAUCAAUGGCUCAAGAAAUCCGUAACAUUUUUGUCGACUGACUACAUAUUACCAUCAGAGAUGUGCGCCAUGGUGAACGUCAUAUUGGACGCAAAAAAUCAGUCUUUCAAAUUGUGCGCAGUCGAUGGGAUUGAUUUGCAUCAAUAUCACACCAAAAUCGAUGAUCAAAUAGAUAAAACGUUGGCCAAUAUGAACCAAGGAAUGCUUAGUAAACUGAUGUCAGUUUUAGAAGCGACUUUAUCCAAGUUGUCUCGGUUUGACGAAGGGAGUCUUAUCGGAUCAAUUCUGAGUUUCACGAACGUAUCUGGCUCAGGAAAGGACGUCGGCCAAAGCUACGUGAAUUUCUUACGCAAUAGUAUGGAACAAAUCCGCGGUAAAGUAACCGACGAAUUAUGGAUCCUGAACUUUUUCGAACAGUGGUACACUGGCCAAAUGAACAUGAUUUGUAACUGGUUAUCGGAGAGAUUAGAUCACACGUUACAUCCACACCAAUGCACGUGCCUUGCUCACAUUGUAAAGAAAAUAUAUUCGGAUUUCGAACUCCAUGGCGUUAUGGAAGAUAAGUUGAACUCAAAAGCUUAUCAAACUAUCGCUCAAAGGAUGCAGACUGAGGAGGCGACAUGUGCUUUGACUUUAGGACAAAGUAGUGAUGGUGGUUUAGAAAUGGGCGAUGAUGAAUCAGAUAGUAGAAGUAGAUCCUUAAUGGAAAGCUUAGGAGGAGAUGAAGGGAAUCCUUUAUCAAACGUGGGUAACAUGGUUGCAGGCCGUAUGAGCAAUUUGCUGGGAGCAGCAAAGGGGAUCGGUGGGAUUGGUUCGAAGCUGGGUGGCGGAUCUAGUUGGUUUUAAUCUGCUGCUCACUCAACUUCAAUCGAUCAAUAUCCUUGAUAUGUAUAUACGUUACUUAGUUUGUUACUACUUAAUAUUAUGCUAUUUUAUUGGUUUCACUUUCGUUCGUUAAGUACCCGUUGUACUGUUCAAACGUUGCUAAUUAUAUUUGUUAACCUGAACUAAACAUUUGCUCUAUGAUGAUAUCUUACAUAAUAUUAUUGUACGAAUGUGUAUUUAUUAUCUAUUUAAAGUAAUUCACAAAAGCCUGGCAAAACAGCGAACUUGUCGUCUUCUGGAAUAUUUAAUAUCCUCUCUCUAGUUAUCAUAUAAUGAAUAUUCAUAUAAAUUUUAUUUCGAAUCAUUAUUGUAUCUAAAAAAAAAUUAUGUAUAUCAUCAGUUUAGGAUAAAUACGUUUGAGUGCACUCCUCGAAUAUACUUGGACAGCUUUAGUCAUUAAAUAAUUUUUCAAAAUCACUUUGUUGGGUUAAACACGAAAUAAAAAAAGUUAUUAAACAUAUCAUCACUUUCACAGUUUAAUUCUUAGUCACACGCUAGUUUGACACCUAUUAUGUAUACUAUACUAUUCUCACUUUUGCUAGUUUCCUCUCUUCACUUCAAAAUAAUUGAACUAAGUUUUAAAGGGACCUUUAAUUUUUUGACCUCAUAAAAAAUUGUUUACUUUUUGGCAUGCUAGUGAACUAAACCUAAAUUACAUAAUACUAAAAUACAAAAUAAAAGCUUGUGAAUCAAUAAUCGUUAAUAAUGAAUGAAUGUUUGUUCUUUACAAUAUUAUUCUAUUCAAAUAUCCUAGUAUUAAUCACUGCAACAGGAAAAAAAAUGAAUAAUUUUCUUAGAAUAGGGUGAACACUUAAAAACCGCUUUAGAUCACCAACCUAUUUAUUACUAGAAAGUUUACCAAUUUUAUCCCUUAAAACGUUUGUCAAGUUACAAGUUAUUGAAAGUUGUUUAUUAACGAAAAAUAUUACGUAGAACGUAUUAAAAUUAAAGGUACUAUAAAACAUGUGCAAAGAAUAUUUAAAUUUCUAACUUGUUAUUAGAAUUAUAUAAAAAAAUAUAUGUAUGCCUAAAGAUAGAACUAUUUAAUGAUUGAAUUAGUACUUAGUGUGUUUGUAUUAAAACUAAGACUGAUGGUAAAUAACA